Messenger RNA from Adineta ricciae, 1275 nucleotides. Lineage: Eukaryota; Metazoa; Rotifera; Eurotatoria; Adinetida; Adinetidae. The record is from the annotation of a GenBank genome assembly.
AUGUUACUGACAACUUCAAACUCAAGUAUAAUUAAAAAAAUUUGCUCUCAUCAAGAGUCACAUACAAAUGGCGUAAUACCUUGCGGAAAUGAUCAACACAACUUAUUAGAACCAAUUAUUAUUGAGGGUAAACAUCUCACUUUAGAACAAUUAGUACAAAUUGUUCGUAAUCAUCGUAACGUGGAAUUGUCUGAUGACGCUGAUAUUUGUAAUCGAAUGGAAAAAUCUGUCGCUAUUAUUGCAGAUGUUGUCAAUGCUUCACAACCUCUUUAUGGAGUCACAAGUUUAUUUGGUGGUCUUGGAAAUCGACUUGUAUGUAGCGAACUUGCUGAAGAGUUACAGAAUAAUCUGAUCGAUGUAGCAGCUCUGCUACUUGAUUUAACUGAUGGCUCGAAAAUGAUGUAUGAUGCACUCGAUGGCAAAUUAACGAAGCGAAGUGUAGAAGCUCUAAUUCAAGAUCGAUAUUCUUUACGAUGUUGUCCACAAUUUCUUGGUCCUAUGGUCGAAACAAUGCAUGAUAUUGCUCGUAUCAUCGAAAUCGAAAUGAAUUCUGCGAAUGAUAAUCCGCUAAUUGAUACUGAUACCGGUAAAGUUUACUGUGGUGGUAAUUUUCUUGGUGAACACGUAGCUAUAGCCAUGGAUAGACUUAGACAAACUGUUGGUCUUUUAGCCAAACAUUUAGACGUACAGAUCGCUCAACUGGUUACUCCGGAGUUCAGUAAUGGUCUUUCCGGCUGUCUUGUUGGUAAUCGUGCUCGUCAAGUAAAUAUUGGUGUAAAAGCUCUUCAACUCACUGGAAAUUCCAUCAUGCCCUAUCUACUUUUUCUGGGUACAUCAAUGGCAGACAAGUUCCCGACACACGCUGAGCAAUAUAAUCAAAAUAUCAAUUCAAUGGGUCAUAUGUCUGCAUGUCUCGCUCGACAGUCGAUUGUUGUUUUAGCUCAACAUAUUAGUAUUUGUCUUCUAAUUUGCGUUCAAGCACUUGACUUACGAGCUAAUUUGAUUCAAGAGGAACAGACCGGCUAUGAUGCUCGUCCACUCUUAUCCGAUAAAAGUCGACAACUGUAUGAAGCAAUCAGGUCAGUCAUCAAUGUGCCCAUUAGUAAAGAGCGUCCAUAUAUUUGGGAUGAUGGCGAAUAUGCAUAUGAUGAGCAAAUCGCUUCUAUAACUGCUGCUCUUACUAUCAAUCAAAAUAGUCAACUACACAAAGCGUUAAAAUCUACCAUUGAUUGGCUCCGUUCAAAGCGAUACUCCGAUCAAACUCCGUCAAAAUGA